Molecule: messenger RNA, 881 nt
Organism: Trifolium pratense (red clover)
Lineage: Eukaryota; Viridiplantae; Streptophyta; Magnoliopsida; Fabales; Fabaceae
Product: hepatocyte nuclear factor 6-like
Exons: 5
Coding region: 155-709 (184 amino acids)
Source: RefSeq, a predicted model, not a curated record
UGCAAUAUUCUCUUAGCCUAAACUUUUACUUAACAUUAACAUAGUUAACAUCUCCUAGCUACUCUCUAGGCCUGCACAUGUAGAUUACUUAACCAAAACCUAACAUAAUUAGAUUCUCAAAAAAAGUCAUACAUGCUACACUCUUUGUUCCAAAAUGCCUACCAAACAGGUAAAUUACCGCAAUGAUAAGGCAGUGUUAAUGAAGGUAUACGUUGAGAAAUCUAAGAAGAAGAGGUCAUCAACAUCAUCAUUAAUUCAACAACAUCAUCAUCAUCAUCAUCAUCAUCAUCACCAUUAUCAUAUUCAUCACACGGUUGCACAAGAAGUAGUUGAUGGAUCAAGUUGCAAUAUUAAUAAUAAAGGAUACUAUGAUAGAAGAUCAAGGUUGCUUAUGUACUCUCGUAUACUUAGGAAUUCUGCAAGAGGAGGAGCAUCGCCCUUGCCAUUACUCCCAAACUAUUCUCAAAACAAUAAUAUUCAAAUCCAAACACAGAUGAAUUCUUCCAAGAAGAAACCAAAGCAUGCAGGCGCGUCAGCUUGCUUUGGCAAUUGGAAACUUCUAAUUCCAAGCUUCUUAAGAUCAUGGUCAAAUGAACAAAAAAAGGAGAAAAAAAAGCAAAGAAUUUCAGGAAAUGGAUUUAAAAAAUUGCAGGUAAGUAAAGGAAAAGGUUUCAUUCCAAAAUUCAUUUCAAUAUGGAAGUGUGCUUGAAGUUGAAGUUCAAUGUAUCAAAUAUUAUUGAUUUAAGCGACAACGGUAAAGAUUUGUAAAGAAGAGGAAAUUCAAUAUAUGUUUGAAUUGACGGUGAGUUCAAAACAAAAAAAAUUAUGGUGGCACUGUAAUUAUGUGAAGCUUAAAAGUAUAUUUUUUUUUAGCCUUGCUA